Molecule: messenger RNA, 1012 nt
Organism: Tripterygium wilfordii
Lineage: Eukaryota; Viridiplantae; Streptophyta; Magnoliopsida; Celastrales; Celastraceae
Product: probable glycosyltransferase At3g07620
Exons: 2
Coding region: 14-1012 (332 amino acids)
Molecular function (GO): glycosyltransferase activity
Source: RefSeq, a predicted model, not a curated record
GAGUUACCAGUUAAUGGAAAGAUUGUUCAAGAUCUUUGUCUAUGAAGAGGGAGAGCCACCACUGUUUCAUUAUGGGACUUGCAAGAACAUAUACUCAUUGGAAGGGAUCUUCAUUAGCUUAAUUGAAACAAACACCAAAUUCCGGACUCGAAAUCCGGAUGAAGCUCAACUCUAUUUUCUCCCAUUCAGUGUAGUUAUGAUCCUUGAGCACUUGUUUCAUCCAAUUAUCCGCGACAAAGCUGUAUUAGAGCGGAACAUUGUUGAUUAUGUCAACACCAUAUCUCACCGGUACCCGUACUGGAAUCGAAGCCUCGGAGCAGAUCAUUUCAUGCUUUCUUGCCAUGAUUGGGGUCCAAGAGCGACCUGGUACGUGAGACAAUUGUACUUCAAUUCCAUUCGAGUUCUAUGCAAUGCAAACACAUCAGAACACUUCAAUCCAAAGAAAGAUGCAUCAUGUCCCGAAAUCAAUCUCGUCACCGGAGAAAUCACGAAUCUAACGGGUGGAUUACCGCCCUCUAAUCGCACAAUCCUAGCGUUCUUCGCUGGCGGUUUACAUGGUAAAAUUAGGCCAGCACUCCUACAGCAUUGGAAGGAAAAGGACAGUGAUCUACAAGUCUAUGAGCAACUCCCUGAAGGCGUUUCAUAUGAUGAAAUGAUGAAGAAGAGCAAGUACUGCAUUUGUCCAAGUGGGCAUGAAGUUGCCAGUCCAAGAAUCGUCGAGGCGAUAUAUGUAGAGUGUGUUCCAGUGCUGAUAUCUCAGCAUUAUGUGCUGCCAUUCAGUGAUGUUCUUGACUGGGAGUCGUUUUCGGUUAGGGUUUCGGUGAGUGAGAUUCCGAGCCUGAAGAGGAUUUUGAUGGAGAUACCAGAAAAUGAGUACUUGAGAAUGGUAAAAAGAGUGAAGCAGAUGCAAAGACAUUUUGUGGUGAAUGAUCCUCCCAAGAGAUUUGAUGUUUUUCAUAUGAUACUUCAUUCUAUCUGGCUUAGGAGAUUGAAUUUUGUCAUUGAUAACUGA